Molecule: messenger RNA, 711 nt
Organism: Oxyura jamaicensis (ruddy duck)
Lineage: Eukaryota; Metazoa; Chordata; Aves; Anseriformes; Anatidae
Gene: NKX2-8
Product: NK2 homeobox 8
Exons: 2
Coding region: 1-711 (236 amino acids)
Biological process (GO): cell differentiation; regulation of transcription by RNA polymerase II
Cellular component (GO): nucleus
Molecular function (GO): DNA-binding transcription factor activity, RNA polymerase II-specific; RNA polymerase II cis-regulatory region sequence-specific DNA binding
Source: RefSeq, a predicted model, not a curated record
AUGGCCACAUCUGGCAGGAUCAGUUUUACAGUGAGGAGCAUUUUGGAUUUACCAGAGCAGGAUGCGCAUAGCAUAAAGCAAGCCUCCGACCACCACCACUCAGCGGAGAACUACACCGGCUCGCCGUACCGAGGGUGGAUAGAAACAGACAGAAAUCAGUAUCCCUCCUCCGACGAGAGCGGCCCGGAGCUGAGCCUGCCCGACUCCACCCAAAGGCCGCUCCCCGCCCGCGGCUCGGAGGCCGAGAAGAAGAAGAAGCGGCGGGUGCUCUUCUCCAAGGCGCAGACGCUGGAGCUGGAGCGGCGGUUCCGGCAGCAGCGCUACCUCUCGGCGCCGGAGCGGGAGCAGCUGGCCCGCCUGCUCAGCCUCACGCCCACCCAGGUGAAGAUCUGGUUCCAGAACCACCGCUACAAGAUGAAGCGGGCGCGCAGCGAGGGGCCCGGCAGCCCUCCGUCGCCGCGCCCUCCCGCCCUGCUGCGCCGGCUGCUGGUGCCGGUGCCGGUGCUGGUGCGGGACGGGGAGCCGUGCCGGGGCUGCCCCGCCAGCCCUCCACCGCCCGCCGCCCGUCCCAAGCUGGGCUGCGCCCUGGCGGGCUGCAGCGCCCAGGCCGCCCUCGCCGUCCAGGGCUACCAAGCCUGCCCGUCCGCCCUGGGCGUCUUCCCCGCGUACCAGCACUUAGCGCACCCCGCCGUCGUCUCCUGGAGCUGGUGA